This is a messenger RNA of Cyphomyrmex costatus, 2192 nucleotides long. It is a transcript of the gene Rhp, whose product is annotated as GTP-Rho-binding protein rhophilin. Gene Ontology annotation, biological process: signal transduction; negative regulation of stress fiber assembly. NCBI's taxonomy places the organism in Eukaryota, Metazoa, Arthropoda, Insecta, Hymenoptera, Formicidae. The coding region runs from base 23 to 2176 and encodes 717 amino acids. Gene Ontology annotation, molecular function: protein binding. The record is from RefSeq and is a predicted model, not a curated record. The transcript is spliced from 12 exons.
UACUGUCGAUAUAUUCGCGAUCAUGCUAAAGUGGGUGCAUUACUGCCCGUUGCCGAGGGAUCGCACGGUCGCUCCUUCGGACGCAAAGAUGAUUGUUUCGAGCGAGACUACGAAAGACGAAAAAGACGAAGAAAGAAUAUUUGAAAGAAGAAAAUACGGUGCUGACACGGUGCGAAAUACGCGAAAUACGAAAACCGCCACACUGGAUGCCAUCAUGAAGAGAUGCUUCCGGUUUGGGGGUUCAGAUCCGAGGGUAGCGACCUGCAGAGGAAAACUACAGAACAAGCGAAGUAAACUCAAUCAAGAGAUCAACAAGGAGCUACGGUUACGAGCGGGCGCUGAGAAUCUCUUUAAGGCAACGACUAACAGAAAAUUGAAAGAGACCGUCGCAUUGGAGUUAAGCUUUGUCAACUCAAAUCUGCAGUUGUUAAAGGAACAGCUUGCCGAGUUGAACAGUUCAGUGGAACUGUAUCAGAAUGUCGAUGGCGCUGAACCUAUUAUGCCGAUGAUACCAUUAGGACUCAAAGAGACCAAAGACAUCGAUUUUCGAGAUCCAUUCAAAGACUUUAUCUUGGAGCAUUAUAGCGAAGAUGGGGAAAACUAUGAAGAAGCUAUAGCUGACUUGAUGGAAACUAGACAGGCUACAAGGACACCGACCAGAGAUUCAGCAGGCAUCGCGUUACUCCUGCGUUAUUAUAAUCAGCUGUAUUUCAUAGAGAGACGUUUCUUUCCGCCUGAUAGAAGCCUUGGCAUCUAUUUUGAAUGGUUUGAUUCGUUGACAGGAGUACCGAGUUGCCAACGAACGGUCGCCUUCGAGAAGGCGUCCAUUCUUUUUAAUGCCGGCGCACUUUAUACACAACUGGCUGCCAAGCAGGAUCGUCUGACCGCUCGAGGACUCGAUCAAGCAGUCGAUGCUUUUCUCAGAGCGGCUGGUACCUUUCGGUAUAUCCAUGAGAAUUUCACAAAUGCACCGAGUAUGGAUCUGGGCCCAGAUAUGUUAGAGAUGCUGGUACAGUUGAUGCUUGCUCAGGCAAGAGAAUGUCUCUUUGAAAAGCUGGAGCUUCAAUCGAAAGAUAGCAGAAACGUCGAUGUUUGUUUAGAUCUUGCUCAAGAGGCAGCUCAGGUUGCAGCGAUAUACAAUGAUGUUCACGGAUUGAUAUCACGUGAGCCAGUUCGUGACUAUGUUCCAGAGACGUGGAUCUCGUUGAUACUGGUGAAGCGCGAACACCAUCUUGCCCUCGCUCACAAGCAUAUCGCUGUUGGUCUGCUGGACAGACCAAUCGCUGAAUUUCGCGUGGAAACAAGGCUCACAUUAGAACAUAUCCAAAAGAGCGACGGAAAAACUCAAUUGGACGCAACUAUUCCCAGAGAUGACAACGAAAGGAAAUUAUUGGGCAAAGCACAUCUCAGAGAAGCUCUAGUUUUGCAUGACGAGAGUCAACGACUCCAGAGAAUGUGCCGCGAGCUGAAAGGAAAACAAGCUCUAGCAAGGGUUCUAAAGAAAGCUCAAGAAGCAACGCUUGAAAGCUAUAAUAGGUUUGGUAAUGAGGACGAUUUUCGAGAACUUUUGGAUCCACCGGAUAUUAUCGCCUCAACAAAAUUUCAACUUAGUAUCACUCACCCCGAUUUUGGACAACACGGAGUGGAUGAUCUUUUCAAAUCUUUGGGACCUGUAGCGAUAUUUUCUGCUAAACGACAUUGGACCGCACCGCGAUUGGUACAGCUUCAAAGAGGCCCUGAUGGCGAAGGUUUCGGAUUUAGUGUUCGCGGUGAUGCUCCGGUGAUAGUAGCAGCCGUUGAUCACAAUUCGCUAGCGGAUUUGGGUGGAAUGAAGGAAAGUGAUUUCAUAGUUGGCAUCGGCGACAAAGAUGUCAAAUGGGCGUCCCACGAGCAAGUCGUGCGGAUGAUAAAACAAUGCGGUGACUUUAUAAAUUUGAAAUUAGUCACCCCAAUGGAUAGAAAUUAUCUAAAGAAACCAGGAAAACCCAACAACCAUCACGAUAAAGGCAGCGUCUCGGCAAGCAGCUCUUCUGGAGUUUCUUCCGGUCAACCGAGCCCAGCGGGAUCCGUUACUACGGCGCACGUAGUCAGAAGACUUCCAUGGAAUCCAUUUAAAAAAUCCGGUAUUCAACGCGAGAACAGAGAUCUAACCUUCGACAAUGUUAUUCUUAGAUGAUUACCGAAUUAGAGAC